UCACUUCGGAUAAGAUUAUCAUUGAACAAAGUGUUUAUAAAGAAAAGAAAGAUGGCGUGUCUACCGUUCAACAAUCUACUUCAACUGAGAAGGUCCACGAAAUUGUAUCGAAUCAAAAAGAUGAUGGUUCUCUACAAUUGACCGAUACGGUUUCUAAGGAGCUCACUAAUAAAGGUACCAAAUUACCGGAAAGCAAUUCAAUCAUUGAAACUGCCGUGACCUUAUCUUACCUCCAAAAAACAUCAUCCGCGGAUUCAUCACCAGAAGUAAAACAGAAAUUCGAAAAGGCGAAGCAAUAUUUAAGCACUCACAUAAAAGACGAGAAAGUGGAAAUAGAAUUAUUAGAAAAGACCGAUAAAAUUGUUGUUGAUCAUGCAACAAAGAAAGUAGUUAAAGAAAAAGCCCACAAAGUAGUACUCGAAAAGGUGCAAGAAACCGUAACCGUAGAAGAGGAAAUAAGUACCGAAGACAUCACUAAUUCAGCUCAUGAAAAAAAUAAUAAACAGAGCAUUGAAAAGCAAAUAAUUCGACAGCUGAAAUUGAAUCAUGGUUUAUUCUUGAAUGAAUAUGGCAUACAACCUAGUCAACAGGCUAUUUUUAAGGAUGAUGGUAAAUUAAGAAUAAGUUCAUAUAACGAGCAACCUAUAGUAUAUACAAAUAUAAAUGAUCCUGAUUCUACCGAACAAAAUAAUUUUAAUAAUGUUUUACAACCAUUUGAUGCAUGUAUUAAUUUUCCGAUUGCUGAAAUUACUUUUAAUGGUAGUUUGUUGGAUUCUUUUGCGAAUAACAACGAAAAUUUAAAUGAAUCAUUUGGUCAAUUUUUUGUAAAGAAUGUUUCAGUUGGUGAUAAAUUAUUUAUCAAGGGAUAUAACACAGCUACACAAACACAAGUUGACCUCUUAAAGUUUUAUUUAUUAUGUGUUUAUAAUUUAGCUAAAUUUCAUAACACAUUUUCUCCACUCAAUAACUUUUCCGCUUUUCAAUUUCUAAGUAUAGAAACAUUGGAUGGAAAAGAACUAGAUACUCCUAAAAAGUUGGCAGAUUGGAUGAAAGAUUUAUAUCAAAAUAACAACUUUGACAUAAUUUCUUAUGAUAAUCUCAUUCCUAUUUCUCAAUUAAAACGCGACGAACUUUCAGAAAUUAACCUUGAAGCUCCAAUAGAAAAGCAGCCUGGAGUUGCUAAUUUUAAGGAGAAAUUAAGUUUUCAGUCGUGGACUAGAAAUGUUAUUGAUGUUGAUUUAGCAAGAUGGAUUAAAGUUCUUCCUCAAUGUCUAGUGAUUAAUAAUAAGUCAUAUAAAUUGGAAACGAGCAAAAAAUUUGCGGCUAAUUUCAUCAAAGUACCCAAUAUAAAAUCAAGCGACAAAUCUUAUUUAGAAUUCAGACCAACGACAAAAGUGGAGGAAGAAUUGAUGAUCAAUAAUAUCUUUUCAAUUAAAGAUUUAAGCUCAUUUCCCUUUGUUGAUAGGGUUAUUGAGUCUGAUGAUUCAAGUUAUGACGAAUAUAAUUUGCUCGUCAAACUUGAAAAGUAUGAAAUCCUUAUAAAUAGGGAUCAUGUUAAACCUUCAAUAGAAUUUGUGCAAGCUAUAAACGAUGCACUUGAAAGUGUGGAACCAUUUGAAGAUUUACAAGUUGUAUUUGAAGAAUAUGGUCAUUUGUUUGCUCAAAAAAUUAUUUUGGGAAGGAUUUUUAAAAGGAAUGUACCAAAUGCUGUUACUUGUAAAAUUGAUUUAACAUCGCCGAUAGUUGAGUCUUUAGAACCAUAUUUAAAUAAGUUAAAUAUUCCAUAUCUUUUAACGCAGCAAGGAAAUAUCAUUGAAAAAAAUGAACUAUUUGAUUUGAUACAACAUUUUGAUUCGAUACAACAUUUAAAUGAUUUGGAAAUCAUUGAAUUAGAUGAAAUCAUUCCUCUUUAUAAAAUUCUUGAUGAACAGCAACAAAGUAAAAUUGAUAUUAUUUUAAAUUCCAUUGACUCUACUCAUGAUAAGAUAA
This is a messenger RNA of Funneliformis caledonium, 1989 nucleotides long. The record is from the annotation of a GenBank genome assembly. Lineage: Eukaryota; Fungi; Glomeromycota; Glomeromycetes; Glomerales; Glomeraceae.